Messenger RNA from Ipomoea triloba (trilobed morning glory), 744 nucleotides. RefSeq lists its product as uncharacterized. The transcript has a single exon. Lineage: Eukaryota; Viridiplantae; Streptophyta; Magnoliopsida; Solanales; Convolvulaceae. The record is from RefSeq and is a predicted model, not a curated record. Bases 1 to 744 code for a protein of 247 amino acids.
AUGACGUCGCCCAUGCAACCCGACUUAUCCACCAUGUGUGCGAACCUGACAUUAGCUGACGUUGAUGAUGAAGAUCUCACCAUCCAGAUAACGGACAAUACUACGCUACAUGCAAAGACUGAUGAUGAGAUUUAUGCUGUUGGCCGGCUUGUUACACAGAAGCCGGUUAGGUUUGCUUUUUUUCAGGAUACGAUGGCCAGGGUCUGGAUGCCAUCUAUGGGGGUCAAUAUGACUGAACUCCAACCCAGGAAAUACUUGUUCCGGUUCUAUCAUGAGAAGGAUAUCUCCCGCGUUAUCACGGAGGGGCCGUGGACUUACGAACAAAACCUGUUGAUUAUGAAGAGGGUUCAACCGGGUGAGGACCCCGAAUCCAUACCUCUUACACAUGCGGAGUUUUGGAUCCAGGUACACUCUCUACCCGUUGGUUUUCGUUCAGAAGUAGUGGUCACGAUGAUUGGUUCUUUCUUGGGUACGCUGAUACAAGUUGAUGAUCGCAAUUUUGAUGGCUUAAUGAGAAUGUUCUAUCGUGUUCGAGUAGCAAUUGAUGUCGCAAAGCCCCUUAAAAAACAGAUGAAACUUAAGAAGGAUAAUGGGGAUUGGGCGUUCAUUGAUUUCAAAUACGAGCGGCUACCCACGUUCUACUUUCUGUGUGGGGUGAUUGGACAUGGAGAUAAAUUCUGCCCUAAAGAUGUUGAUGUCACUGCUGGGAAGCCCUAUGGAGCGUGGAUGAGGGCUGGUUCGUGA